Molecule: messenger RNA, 2310 nt
Organism: Yamadazyma tenuis ATCC 10573
Lineage: Eukaryota; Fungi; Ascomycota; Pichiomycetes; Serinales; Debaryomycetaceae
Gene: AMD1
Product: AMP deaminase
Biological process (GO): AMP metabolic process; IMP salvage
Cellular component (GO): cytosol
Molecular function (GO): AMP deaminase activity
Source: RefSeq, a predicted model, not a curated record
UAAAACUUACCAGAGAUGCUGCACUUCAAUAUGGAACUUGACUCUCACGACCCAGACAGUGACAAUGAUGACUUCGCCUUGCCACAAACUUACCCUAUGCAUCACGAAGAAGACCCAAUGGAGGAGCUGCUUUCGAAAUCGUUCAGUUCUGCCCACUUUUCAACAGCCGAAGACCGGUUCAUCAAAGACCACGACUUGAAACUCAAGGCAUUUGAGGCCUUGAACGAGUCCAAAAGCCCCCAUGGUCUGUCCAAGCGAAGACCAUCGAUCAUUGACUUGCCCAACACGUCGCGCUACUUCCACCCAGCACCCUCCAAUGCUGUUCACAACAAUGCCCACGAUCCGCACGCCGAAACAAGCUCCAACGCCCUUCCAGAAGAAUACCCGUCAGAAGAGUUAAUUGGUUUGUUCAAAAACGUCAAGGUGUCGCUCGACUUGAGACACAAGUACCAGUCCAUUUCUUUACAGCUCAGUGAAAUGGAUAAUCCUAAAAACAAAGACGAGUGGCUGGUAUAUCCUCCACCGCCCAAACCCACGUACAAGUCGAAAAACAGAUUCAACCAGUUGCCCAGUGUCGACAGCGACGUGGAGGAGGAGUUCGACUUGUCGAAAUGUGUGAUUCCAGAACCAACAGAUGCCUACGACUUCCGAACCAACAACGAAGAUGUGUUUGAGAUCUAUGACAAGUUGUCGAAUGAGAACAUCAUUCGAGUCCCCGGCAUUGCCGAGUACUAUGGUGACUUGAAGACAAUCGCCAAGAUCGCGUCAGAUGGUCCUACCAAGUCGUUUUCAUUCAAACGGUUGGAGUACCUCGAAGCCAAGUGGAACUUGUACUACUUGUUGAACGAAUUUGAAGAGAGCAAGCAGUCCAAAAAGAACCCUCAUCGUGACUUCUACAACGUGCGUAAGGUCGACACCCAUAUCCACCACUCAGCUUGCAUGAACCAGAAGCACUUGUUGAGAUUCAUCAAAUACAAGUUGAAGACAGUGCCUCAUGAAGAGGUGAUUUUCAGAGACGGCAAAGUGUUGACGUUGGAGGAGGUAUUCAAGUCGUUAAACUUGACCGGCUACGACUUGUCUAUCGACACCUUGGAUAUGCAUGCACAUACUGACUCGUUCCAUCGGUUUGACAAGUUCAACUUGAAGUAUAAUCCAAUCGGUGAGUCGAGAUUAAGGGAAAUUUUCUUGAAGACCGAUAACUACAUCAAUGGUAAGUACUUGGCUGAGAUCACCAAGCAAGUGUUUGAGGAUUUGGAGAGCUCCAAGUAUCAGAUGACGGAGUUGAGAAUCUCCAUCUACGGAAGAUCUUAUGACGAAUGGGAUAGGUUGGCUGCGUGGGUCAUCGAUAACAAACUAGUGAGUCACAACGUCAGAUGGUUGAUCCAGGUGCCUCGGUUGUACGACAUUUACAAGAAGAACGGUAAUGUUAUGAACUUUCAAGACAUUCUCAUCAACUUGUUUGAGCCUUUGAUCAAAGUGUCGUUAAACCCCAAAUGCAACCCCAAGUUGCAUGUAUUUUUGGAAAGAGUGGUGGGAUUCGAUUCGGUCGAUGAUGAGUCCAAACAAGAAAGCCCCCACAGAAAGUAUGCUCCGGCCGAAAGUUGGGACUUCAGUAAUAAUCCUCCUUAUUCUUACUACUUGUACUACCUUUUUGCCAACUUGUCAUCUUUGAACCACUUAAGAGCCAAGUUGGGCUUCAACACCUUUCUCUUGAGACCCCAUAGUGGAGAAGCUGGAGAUCCUGAGCAUCUUAUAAGUGCAUUUUUGACGUCUCAUUCAAUCAGUCAUGGGAUCCUAUUGAGAAAGCUUCCAUUCAUCCAGUACUUAUACUUCUUGGACCAAAUCGGGUUGGCAAUGUCACCGUUGUCCAAUAACGCGUUGUUUUUGACGUACGAUAAGAACCCCUUCUUCAACUUUUUCAAGAAAGGAUUGAACGUUUCGUUGUCUACUGAUGAUCCUUUACAGUUCUCCUAUACCAAGGAACCGUUGAUAGAAGAAUACUCGGUGGCUGCUCAGAUCUAUAAGUUAUCUGCUGUUGAUAUGUGUGAGUUGGCCCGAAACUCGGUUCUACAAUCAGGAUGGGAGGCUUCUAUCAAGAAGCACUGGCUUGGAAAGAAGUAUAUGGCUGGAGGAACUGAGGGUAAUAACAUCGAGAAGACCAACGUUCCAAACAUCCGGGUCAAUUACAGAGAACGAACUCUUCAAAGUGAAUUGGCUUUGGUCGAAUACUACACCUCAUUAUCCCAUUAGAGUGGAGUUUACAGUAAUUUGCUUUAUAGAUUUUGAUUAUACGCUCGUUAUAGACUGAGA